Fusarium subglutinans is the source of this 2667-nucleotide messenger RNA. Its product is annotated as flavin amine oxidase. Bases 1 to 2667 code for a protein of 888 amino acids. The record is from RefSeq and is a predicted model, not a curated record. The transcript has 6 exons. Lineage: Eukaryota; Fungi; Ascomycota; Sordariomycetes; Hypocreales; Nectriaceae. Gene Ontology annotation, molecular function: oxidoreductase activity.
AUGGCUACUACACUUAUACCCAACGUCUUGGAAAAACCAAGCAAUUGUGGCCCCAGUUUUGACGGCCUUCUCGAACAUGCUGUCAUCACUGGCGCUGAUGAGAAGGCUCGAAUGCGAGGAGGUAACCCUUUUCCAAGCCUCGGGCCACCGAAGAAAGUGAUCGUGGUGGGCGCUGGCAUUUCCGGGCUCCGAGCUGCUUCGGUACUCCGCCGCCACGGCCUCGAUGUUGUAAUCGUCGAGGCCCGUGACCGUAUUGGUGGUCGUAUCUGCACCAGCAGCCAGCCCGGCAAGACGCGUGAUCUCGGUAUGUCAACACAUACGUUCCCUCUAAGGGCACAACUUGCCAUCGUCGUCAUGAGAUAUGCUAACUUGAUUCCGAAGCUGGGAGUCGACUACUACUACGAUGACGGGGCGCCUUUGUACUACACCCCUUACGGUAAAGCCGGCGCUCAAUUCAAAGCCAAGAAAGUGGCGGAUGAAUUCGCCGAUUAUUGUGAGUGGUUUUAUAAGAAUAAUCCGGAUGCUGAGGACAAAAGCGUCGACGAGUUAGUAAGAUCAUUUGUCAAGAAGCACGAUCUCAUCACUGAAGAUGAGCGCCUUUGGGCCCCGCAAGCUACUAGAGAGAUAGAGCUCUGGAUAGGCACAAGUACGUCCGUGGCAUCCUCCAAACACCUCAGCUAUUUUGUUACGGAGCGUAAUCUCUACGUUCUACAUGGUGGUUAUCAGAAGAUCGUUAGGUGGACAGCUGAGUCAAUACUCGACUCUAUUCACCUAAAUCACCAUGUCAGCCAUGUUCAGUGGAGUGAGGACGGAGCCUCAAGUGCCGUCGUCACCUGUCAGAACGCUCAGGGCGAGGAAGAGCGUUUGGUGGCUGAUGCUGUCGUUGUGACGGUGCCUUUGGGUGUUCUCCGACGUCAGUUGAUCUCAUUUUCGCCCGCCCUUCCGGCUGAUAUAAGUGAGGGAAUCAGUCGAUUCAGUUAUGGCGCCUUGGGCAAGGUAUUCUUCGAGUUUGCCGAGGUCUUCUGGACCAAGGACCAUGACCAGCUUAUAUACUACCCGGCACCCCCUGAACAUCAGGAAGAAGGGCUUGCUACAGAUGGCAUCCUAUCCCAUCCUACUGUCACCGUUAACACCUGGCUCAUGUCGGGCAAGAAGGAGCUAUGUGUCCAGGUUGCCGAACCCUUGACGCAGCGGGUCGAGGCCAUGAGCAAUGAGGAACUGUAUAGCUUCUUCCGGCCGCUGUUCAAUCUUUACCGUACUGAGCCAUACAAGGCUCUACCUCAACUUGUGAGUAUCGAGUGCACAAAAUGGACUCAGGAUCCAUUAGCUGGUUUUGGAACGUACUCGGCCGACAAGGUCGGUGAUGAACCCAGCCUAUUCACUGACGCUUUGACGAAUCACAAACGUAGCCGUCUGCAGUUUGCCGGCGAGCAUUGCACUUUGGUUGCUAAUGGCUGCGUUCACGGAGCCUUUGCUACUGCGGCACUCAAGACAGAGGUCACAUGUAUCGCCUCUCAGAAGCCCGGAUCGCUCAGAUGUUCUGUGUGCCACGACACCGAAUACUACUCAGCCGACUGCCAAUACAGUGAUUGGGAUAUGCACAAGCUGGCAUCAAGUCCUGAGUUCUGCUGGGGAGCUUUCAAGAAACACCCAUAUGAGGCUCAUGAACUCGAGAUUGUGCAUUCGACUAUUGACAGUUGGAAGGCAGCGACCAAGGGACAAUAUAAAUGCGCAGAUCAAUAUAACCUGAUUGUUCGUGCCCUCAGUCGGGAUACUGCUACGCAAGGAAAAGCUCUCGAGCACGCGGUCAAAACUGCUUCCUGGAAGUUUUCGAAUGAAUUGAAAGGCCAUCUCCGUGGUUUCAAUGAGACAGUCCUUGCUCUAGCUGGACCGUUGAGCGAGCGAUUCUAUGGGCCACCUGUAACCUUCGCAUACAACAUGGAUAGUCAGUUUCACUUCGAAACUAUGGAUGACAUAUCAGCUGCUGACUUUGGAGCGUUGGUCGAUGACUGGAACCCGAUCCUCGGGCGUGUUAAGCGAUAUCCUGGGAAGACCAUGUCGGCAAUUUUUCUUCCCGAAAUUUUCAACUUCUAUAGCAUGGGUAGCCCUUAUAUAGAAAUGAUGUCGGAGAGCCCUGAUGAGCUCUCGAUUCGUCGCAUAAUUGGCACCCAGGAUACAGUCGUUGCGGUGAAUAUUACUGCAGCACUAGACUCUAAACAGCUUUGUUGGCACAAGUCAUGCAUCCUUGAUGUUGUAUCGAUUAAACACCUAUGCCUCAGGGGACACACGUUCCACGCACUGCUACUAGGGCCUCUUCUCUUAGACCUGCCUUGGAUUGGCAGGACUGCCCGGAUCACUAACGAUCAUGGUUCCUCUCCCAAUUACCGCUGGCAAGAAUCACGUUCUCGCUUUCUACGCCGAGGUAUCAUCCUUUGUUACGAAUUGUUAUGUAUCGAGCACGUGCCUCAGAGCGACGGCAUCAUAGUCUUCAAUGCGUUCGGCGCCAACAUCAGUCCACUCCAUUUGAUUGCUUACGACGAAUUCAUGUUUCGCCAACUUCACACUCAUAAAUCGCAACGCCAGCUUUCCAAGCUUGGCUUUCUCUCAUUCUGGAAUAACCUCAAGUCUGGUAAGGUCAAGAUAACAAAUGAGCUUAAGAAGCCGUAA